ACUAGCUGCUAACUUGUCUUUGGGGCAAGCCUAGCUAGACUCUAGCUAACACAUCUUUGGUGCAGGAGGGAGAGCUGGCCUACCUCGUGUGCGGCCUCAGGGUGGAUCAUUCAUUUCACUCCCGACAGGCAGAGCAGGAAAGACCUCGCACACCCUUGUGACGUCACAGGGGGAAGCGGUGGUUGUAAACGAAUUGACAUGCGCGGCGCAAUGGCUGAUGGGUCGGCCACUACACUAAGUGCACUGUAGUGCACUCGCCACGUCCUACACACGUCACUCCAAUAGUUCAGCGCGCGCGCAGGCCGUGGAUGUGUGUACCUGUGUACUUGUGUACUUGUGUACCUGUGUAUGCACGCGCUGACCGAAUAUAAAGAGCAGACAAUUGUGAAUGUUAAGUGUGGGGUAGGGGGCAGCAGCUGAUGCUCCAUUCAACCAAAGCGCCUCACUGAAGCUGGGCGCGGAGCUUCAGAUUUAGUCAUCGAGACUUUACAAGGGUAACCUAUACAAAAUAAAUAAAUAAAUGAAAAAUAAAAAAAUAAGCAAAAAUAAAACAAACUUGAAAUGUUCCUACCACCUGCUUCAUUAACGGCACGUACCUCCGCACCUCCCUCCCUUCUGUUCAGUCUGCUCAGCCCCACUUUCCUCUCUUCGUACCUGGUGCCUGAGUUCAAGCACAGUUUUUUAAAACAUUUCUGCAAUAUCCUUUCCACAACACAUAAAUCAAGCUAAAAAGAAACUUGAAAACCCUCGGAAUGCUCGGUAGCGGCUAGAAUAGAAUUAAUGUCUCCUCACAUCUUCAUUAUUAAUAAAUCCCUCAGGAGAAAACUCAUUACUCACCGAGUUCGUGUUUUCCUUAGGAUGUACUAGUACCAGAGGUUCAGUUGGGGUGGGGGGACCAGUCUCCACCCUGAGACCAUCAGGUACAACGUACAUCGUACGAUGACAGACCUCCGGGGCAGGGGACGGUCAGUAAGGGGCGCAAAUAGAUGAAGUUUUAUAAUUUUCUCUCUGUAGCUAUACGAUUCAUUGUAUCGUUAUAGAAAGCACUUUACAGCUGUAUAAGUUAUCACAAUUAUCGAAUGUAUUUUAUUGCUAUACAAUAUAUAAUUAAAGAUAUCAUCGUAACGAGAGGACGGAUAAAGUUUCCAUCUUGAUCCCCCGUAGUUACGACCCGCUGCCAAUUAUGAGUCAGGUUUCAAGUAGGAAGAUGGAAGUAAACAGCUUUACAAAUAAUUGUAAUGAGUGGCAUGUUAGUGUUUUCAGGGUGUUUACAAAUCCUCAGCAACACGAUCGUCAGUGUUCUCGCGACCUACCUGUGUGUGUGUGUGCACGCUAGAGACAACUUUGCGGGACAGGUCUCGUCCUUUCACCUUUCACCAUGUUGGUGUUUGCGCGCACAUCACGCACUUCCUGCUUCAUUAUUCAGCCAUCACCAUUUACUGUUCAUCCCUCAGGGGUUUUGUCUUGUGAGGCUUAGACUUUGACUCUUUUCUGUCCUUGACAUUAUUUUGCUGUCGACGAAGACUGUGAUGGAGGAGCGAGGUGUGAUGUGUGCAGGUGAGAAGGGACUUGCUCUCAGCAGGUGUAUACUGACGGACCCUGGCUUGACAGACUGAGCAAAGUGGUUUCCAGACUAGAAACCUCUGGUGUCAAUGACGAUUACAAGGCUAGUUCAUCUGUCACCUCUAGGAGUGUUUGUCAGCUCGCUAGUGUCACGUGGGCUGGCGUGGCAUUGAGUGAACAUAAAGUCUGACAAUAACAGCUGGCAACAUGAGUGCAAGCAGGCUUUGGCACCCUGAAAAUAGUUCCUGCCAUUGGAGGGGGGAGCAGGCAAUGGAAAAUACACAUGACGCCAUCUUCAUAACCUUGAACUCACAAUUACUGGAAAAUUAGAACAAAAAAGCGAAAAAAAUAUUUUAAAAUAUCUUGUUGAGAAGAAAAAGAAGAAAAAAAGAAUAAUAAUUUUAAUUCAGUUCCGUGAAGCAUUAAUGUAAAGUCUGCGGAAGAAAGACUGCAAGAAAAGUCCCCGCUCAUACCCAGUGUUAUUUGUCACCAGCGCAUUCAUCACAACAAGUCCCCGCGGGCUUCGUGUAAAAAUGUCGCUCACACUUCAAUCGGGAGGUGAAUCGAAUACAACAUCAACGUAGCUGUCGUUGCUGUGUCAUUCCAUUGAACUCACAGUGAAACCAGGGCUGUCUCUACCGGGAGCGAAUGGACCACAAGAGCUUUACACCAUCACAAUGGAGAUACGAUGUUCGACUGAGAACCAGUGAAACACACGAGGUUUGUUGUGUGAAAGUGUUUGUGGUGGAUUAAUUCUACAUUUUCCUGCAAUUGUCCAACGCUUUCUGCUGGACGGUCCAUUUUGUCACAACUUGUUUUGCCCGCUGCUGUAGGCUGUGGAUGCACUGAGUCAACAACUUCAUCCUCUGGUCUCUUGUCUACACCCCGCCUGCUGCUGCACCCAUUCUGUCCUGCCACUGUGUUGAGGCCAACUCCACAGAUGUGGACGACAAACAAAGGACAUUGAUACAUUUGGCUGCUCCCACCACACCAUCACUAAAUGAAUAAACAAACAAAUAAAUAAAUUUACAUUAUUAUUGUGGAGGAUGAGCACAAGUCCACUCAGAGCCCCGGCACUCGCAGUCCAGGUACCCCACCGUCCUGCAGCCCCACCCAGGCACCGGGUACAUGUCUGCGGUGUUCGCGGCGCGUGCAGCUGGUCUGCCGCGUGAGGUGACGAAGCACGGUACGUCACAGGCCGACACGAGCUCGCUGCACGUCACCUCAGAGGGUGUGUGACGGCCUCGGUGGCUGCAAGCCUCAAGUGCACUCGAUGACCCAGCCCUACCUGCGGUCAGCUGCAUCCUGCGAUGCUUGUACUUUGCUUCAGUUGCUGAGAACAGGUGUGUAAGCGACAGGCAGCAGCAUCAUAGAACAUACCUAUAUGUGUGACCAGGCAGCUGCUACACCAAGCGUGGUCGAUGUGACAUCAUCUAGUGUACAUGUACAGGUCGUCUUGGGCCGCACACCAUUGUCAACAGCACGUCACGACCGUCACGUACCUACAGCCUCUACCCCGUAAUUUUAGUUCACUGUGACAGGUUGAAUGGUCAGCUUAUCCUGCACACCUUGAGGGUGAGCACACCAAUAACCACCACCACCACUCCAGCAACAACUGUGACAAGAGCAACCUGACCUGCGACCACUACAGCAGCAGCCGUAACUACACCGACAACCUGCUCUUCAGACGGCUAAGACUGGCGUUGGCGGGGCACGAUGCCAAGCUGGCAGGCGUGACGUCAUCACCCAGCCUCCGAGGGUGUCGCUGGUGCGUGCAGAAGACAAGCAACAUCGUGUCGUCCUCGUCAGACGGAUGUCGUUGUGCUCCUUGCUGGCGGUGCCGCUGGCCAUGGCGGCGCUGGUGUCGGCAGUGGUGGGACUGGCCGUGUGUCUGCACGACCUGCUGCGGCGCCGUGUUCACCUGCCCUCGCUGCACUACCGGGACUCGACCCUCAGCGCUCGAGUGCUGACCAAGUGCGGACUCCGCCAACGCGUCUUCAGUCCGCCCUUCUGGCUCCGCUCAGGCCACGCGCAGACGCUGGCGGCAAGCCUCUUACCGCGCGGCGACGGCAGCGCAGAACUUUGCUUCGAACGCGAGUACCUGCAGAUGCGGGACAAAGGCGUGGUGGCGCUGGACUGGCUCACCGGCAGCGCGCCCAAAACCCGUCGCAAGGGCACGGUACUCAUCGUCCUGCCUCCCGUCACCGGUGACGCCAUGACGGUAGCGUCCCUUUGUCAUCUGGCGACGCGGCGAGGCUUCAAGGCGGUGGUCUUCAACCGCCGCGGCCACGGCGGGAGCGUGCUGACCACUCCCAGGAUGCAGAGCUCGGGCGAUCCCACCGAUCUGCGACAGGUGGUCAAGUACCUGCGGCUGCGGUUUCCGCGCAACAAACUAGCGGCCGUGGCGUACGGCACGGGGUGCGGACUGCUCAUCUCCUACCUGGGCGAGUUCGGCUCGUCGGCCAUCUUGUCAGCAGGCGCAUGUGUGUCUCCGUGCUACGACACUUCCGAACGCUUCUCCGGGCCGCUGAAGAGCGUGUACGACCUCGUGUACCUGCUGAAGCUGAAGGCCAUCCUGUGCAGCCACGCCAAGGCGCUGCACGGCGUCGUCAACGUGACGCAAGCGCUGCAAGCCUGGGACUUCACCACGUACGAGGAACGAGUGUACUGCCGCAUGUACACCCCAGCACCAGGCUGUACCUCUACGGCACCAGGUGUGACGCCAUGUGCGACACAUUGCUCCUCCGCAGUAGCUAACACGAUGGAGGACUAUUGGGAACGCAACAACCCCAUCAGGGACGUCGACGACAUCGCCGUUCCCGUCUUGUGCAUCAACAGUCUGGACGAUCCUUUCUACGCUGGUGCCAGCAUUCCCUAUGACCUCUUUAACUGCUGCCCCAACUUCCUGCUGGUGGUGACGGAGAAGGGGGGCCAUUGCGGGUUUCUGGAGGGCUUCCCACUCAGGUCGUGGGCGGACCGCUUGUGUUUAGACUACCUGGAGGCCGUCAUGGAGAUCACGACUAAAGGGUAUUCUAGCACGUGCAGUAACGGUACCCGAUGUCACGCCCGCUCCACUAUAUGACGUAGGACGAGACUACGGUGUGACACGUGCUUUUUAUUUAAAUUGUGUGACAUCACUUGCAAUGCUCAAGUCCAGGAACAUUUGUCAUGGGCGGCUGACUCACAUCAUGUGAAGCAGUUUGCAGAAGACAAUCACGUCUCAAGUUACACUUCCGCUGUCUGGUCUGCCCAACGUUGGUUUAUUUUUAGCUAUAAAACACACAUUCUCUUUCUAAUAACAUUAGUUUUUGUAUGUCAUGUGACAAAAAUUUAAUGUACCUUUGGCCUAUCGCUCUUCCAUAGCACGUGAUCUGUUUAAGACUAAUGAACAGGGCGUGUGUCUGUGUCAGAAGGAGAGAGAAGAUUGAUGUCCACUUCGUGGUCAACUCAGAGUAUGAUGGGCUAUCACGUGCGUAGCGAUUCGUCCUUUGUCUCUUUCAGUUCUAUGUUCUAAGAUGAUUAUGAUGUUCAGUGUAUUGUACACAUAACCACACUUCUAUGUUGUGACGUGAAAUGUUCAGGAAGGAAAAAUGAAAUCUCAUUUACUUAAAAAAUUCAGCACCGCAUGACCAGCAAGUAAAAUAUGUCCCCCCCCCCCUUUUACCAAAAAAAAAAAAAAAAAAA
Messenger RNA from Pomacea canaliculata, 5247 nucleotides. Its product is annotated as protein ABHD15-like. Lineage: Eukaryota; Metazoa; Mollusca; Gastropoda; Architaenioglossa; Ampullariidae. The transcript is spliced from 2 exons. The coding region runs from base 3377 to 4645 and encodes 422 amino acids. Gene Ontology annotation, molecular function: short-chain carboxylesterase activity; monoacylglycerol lipase activity. The record is from RefSeq and is a predicted model, not a curated record.